CUAUUUUCGAGCACAAAGUUGUAUAAAAACUGAAAUCGUUAACCAUGUUCUGUUCGUUUCUGUGACAGAGAUAUUUUUGUGAGACAACUCCCUCCGAGGAGGUCGAAUUAACAAGAUGGCCGCCAAAAGUGUCAAACCCACGUGUAGUUGUAAAGCGACGGAAAAACCAGUCGACCUUGGGUUUGUUGAAGAAGCAGAAUCGGCUGAAAGCCUUUUAAGCUAUAGGUUUCCGAGUAAAGUCGGCGGCCGACCCGCAUGGUUGGCCUUAGACAAUAUUCCCGGGGUGGAAAGCGUCAGUUGUCGUUCAUGUGGAAAAUCAUGUGUAUUGUUGUUGCAAGUGUACUGUCCAGACGAUAACUCGACGAACUGUUUUCACAGAAGCGUAUUUGUGUUCGUUUGUCGGGAGUCCAAGUGUUAUCAAACAGAUUCCACAAGCUAUUUCCGUGUGUUCAGAUCACAGCUUCCCAGAAAUAACCUGUUUUAUAGCGAUCAACCGCCUGUCGUUCAGAUAGCAUCUGGAGAGUGGAAAGAGACAGAUGGAGAAUUUCCGAAAAGGUCGGCAGCUGACUUCAACAAGCUCUGUAUUAUUUGUGGAGGACUUGGCCCCAAAGCGUGUGCAAAGUGUAAGGUGGCUUCUUACUGCAGCAAAGAGCAUCAAAAACUAGACUGGAGAGUUCAUAAACAGGAAUGUGUGAAAGGGUUAAAAGAAAUUUCAGACAGAUCGAGCAGUUCUGCUCUGUUUCCUGAAUUCAAGUUAAUUACUGAGACAGAAGAAUGUGAUGUGAUCGAUGAUGAGAAUGAUGCAGAAGAGGUGAAGUACGAGGAGAUCAACAGGCAAAGUGAACAGCAGUCUGGGGAGAGUUUUCUGAGUGGAGAACUGGAAAAUAUGGCAUUGUCGGAAUCAGAGGAGGAUAAAGUUUUUCAAAAGUUCAAAUGCAAGAUUGAUCGUGAUCCUGAUCAGGUUUUGCGCUAUCAGAAAGGUGGUGAACCUUUGUGGGUAAGCAGUAAACAUAUACCCUCACCUGACGAUAUACCAGCAUGCAGCUGUGGUGCUAAGAGGCAAUUUGAAUUCCAGGUAAUUAUAUAUUCUUCGCAACUGCUGAACCAUCUGGGUGUGGACAAUUUAGGGGAGAGCCUAGACUGGGGGACCCUGGCUGUGUACACGUGUGCAGUGAACUGUGACAUUGGGGACAGUUAUGCUGAGGAAUUCUUAUGGAAACAAGACUUUCAUCAGGACACAAGAUGA
Liolophura sinensis is the source of this 1246-nucleotide messenger RNA. RefSeq names its product programmed cell death protein 2-like. Gene Ontology annotation, cellular component: nucleus; cytoplasm. The record is from RefSeq and is a predicted model, not a curated record. NCBI's taxonomy places the organism in Eukaryota, Metazoa, Mollusca, Polyplacophora, Chitonida, Chitonidae. The transcript is spliced from 4 exons. Bases 116 to 1246 code for a protein of 376 amino acids.